Molecule: messenger RNA, 1237 nt
Organism: Microplitis demolitor
Lineage: Eukaryota; Metazoa; Arthropoda; Insecta; Hymenoptera; Braconidae
Gene: Ogg1
Product: N-glycosylase/DNA lyase
Exons: 2
Coding region: 150-1229 (359 amino acids)
Biological process (GO): nucleotide-excision repair; base-excision repair; base-excision repair, AP site formation
Cellular component (GO): nucleus
Molecular function (GO): damaged DNA binding; 8-oxo-7,8-dihydroguanine DNA N-glycosylase activity
Source: RefSeq, a predicted model, not a curated record
AUUUUCCCCCACAAUGAAACUCGCGCACUUAUUGGCAUUGGUUGCUUUUAUUAGUAUUGUUUUAUUAUUGUAAGAACUAUAAUAUUUGUAAAGAUAUUAAUAAUUGUAAUGAUUCUAAAUAAAUAAAUAGAAUUUUAUUGAAUUAUUUUAUGUAUAAAUAUCACCAAGUUUUUUUUUAUUUAUUCAAAAAAAUAUUCUUAUAUGAUUAUAACCUCAAUAAAUAUUUUUCAAUGGCUAAAGUUAUCAACAAAACAAAAAUAACUGGAAAAAUAGUUUGUGAUAAACGUGAAUUAGAUCUUGGGAUAACUCUAAAAGGUGGUCAGAGUUUCAGAUGGACAGCAAUAGAAAAUGGAAAAAAAUACCGAGGAGUUUUCGCCGGAGAAGUUUGGACACUUCAUCAAGAUGACCGUCAUAUUUAUUAUAAAACCCACGGAUCAAAACUAAAAAAUUCACUGGAUUGUGAAAACGAAUUAACAAAAUAUUUUAAUCUUCACGUAUCUUUGAAAGAAAAUUUAGAAAAUUGGUCUUCUAAUGACGAAAACUUUGAAAAAUUUUCAAACAUCGUUGAUGGUGUUCGGAUAUUAAACCAAGAUGUAGUAGAAAAUACUUUUUCAUUUAUUUGUAGUGCGAAUAAUAAUAUUGUCCGUAUAACUGGAAUGGUAGAGAAAAUGUGUCGGCAUUUCGGCAAGAAAAUUUGUCAAUUAAACAAAGAAUGGUACCAUGAUUUCCCAACAAUCGAAUCUCUUGCACAAGACAAUGUUCAGUCAUUAUUAUCAACUGAAGGAUUUGGCUACCGCGCUCCAUAUAUUCAUAACACAGCCAAGAAAUUAGUCGAACUAGGAGGCCGGAAGUGGUUGGAGAGUCUCCACAAGCAGCAUGGAGCCGAGUAUGAAACUGCAAGACAAGCGAUUCAAGUUUUACCAGGAGUGGGUCCUAAAGUUGCUGACUGCAUUUGUCUGAUGUCAUUAGGGCACUUGGAAUCUAUUCCAGUUGACACACAUAUCUAUCAAGUUGCUCGAGAAACUUAUUUGCCGAAUCUAAAACAAGUUUCGUCAGUAACUCCAGCAAUUUAUCAUGACGUCAGUCGUCACUUGCGGACCACGUGGGGCCCACUGGCUGGCUGGGCACAAGCUGUAGUUUUCUGCACGAGAAUAAAAGACAACUCCCGUAAGAAAAAGACUCAGAAUGACGUCAAUGAUAACUCUAGUAAAAAAUUAAAAAAAAAAUAGUAAUGACU